AUAAUUUGUACGCAACAAACGAUGUUUAGCAGUAGAUUGGUGUUUUGCAUCUGCCUGUAAAAAUGGCCUUCAGAGGAACUGGAACGCUGAUUUUGGUGAGUCUCUUAUGGCUUUUCUUCCUCUGCGCCACCAUUGCUUUCUUUCAGCUCCACUUGGUAGACAACCGAACCAGCAACCCUUCCUCUCGCAGUAACUUCAUUGCAACUCAACAUGAUCGCUCAGAUACCCCUUUGGAACAGGAUUUGGAGGGUGUCACUCACAAGGUGUAUUUUGAUAUUCAGAUCCAUGGCAAAGUAGUAGGUCGCAUAGUCAUGGGCCUUUUUGGGAACACAGUACCAAAAACUGCAGAAAACUUUCGGGCGCUUUGUACAGGAGAGAAAGGAGUGGGAAGAAGUGGGAAGUCUCUUCAUUAUAAAGGGAGCACAUUCCAUAGGAUUAUGCCGAGCUUUAUGGUCCAGGGGGGUGAUUUCACCCGUGGUGAUGGAAGAGGUGGAGAAUCAAUCUAUGGUGAUAAGUUUGCCGAUGAAAACUUUAAGCUGAAGCAUACUGGGCCAGGAUACUUAUCCAUGGCAAAUUCUGGGGAAGACACCAACGGCUCCCAGUUCUUCAUAACAACAGUUAAAACCAGCUGGCUGGAUGGACACCAUGUCGUAUUCGGCAAGGUACUUUCCGGUAUGGACGUUUUGUACAAGAUUGAAGCAGAAGGAAGUGAAAAUGGCUCGCCAAAAAACAAGGUUGUCAUAUUAGACAGCGGAGAAUUAACUUCAUGACAUGAUUUACGCAAGUUGAGAUGGAUUCUACAGCAUGAUUCACAAAUUCAGUGUGCAUACUUCAUCAUUUAGUAAAUGAAUAAGUUUGCAAAUGUUGGUGUAAUUUAAGGCUAUAUUGUUCCUAUUUUGCUUGUCUACACUAGUCUUGCUCCAAAGGAAGAAAAUUUAUUAGGGAUUGCCAGAGUGGAUUCUCAUUAACAAUAUACAUCAGGCUGAAGUGCGUUUUUAUGUAAUAGGUACGAGGAUAAAUUAUUUAUUCAAGUGCAUCAUAUACCAUGUCCUUUGCCACA
Molecule: messenger RNA, 1060 nt
Organism: Glycine soja
Lineage: Eukaryota; Viridiplantae; Streptophyta; Magnoliopsida; Fabales; Fabaceae
Product: peptidyl-prolyl cis-trans isomerase CYP19-4-like
Exons: 7
Coding region: 63-770 (235 amino acids)
Biological process (GO): protein peptidyl-prolyl isomerization; protein folding
Cellular component (GO): intracellular membrane-bounded organelle
Molecular function (GO): peptidyl-prolyl cis-trans isomerase activity
Source: RefSeq, a predicted model, not a curated record